AUGAAGUUCUCAGCCCUCACAGCCGCUCUUGCCUCUGUCGCAGCCGCGAUCCCCAUCUCCCAGGUUGCCCAGCGCGCCGACGAUGAUGUCCAGGCCUUUGGCAUCAUGGCUCUGCGCUCGGCCAGCCCCAUCCACUUCGGCCAGUUUGGCGCUGCCCUCAGAAGUGUGUUUAUCAACCUGCCUGCCCAGAAUGCCACCUGCGACGGCGAGGCUCCCACCGGCGCCGUCUUCUACCUCAAGGACGGCGGCCUCUACCUCUACGGAAACACAUUGACCCAGCAACUCUACGCCGACCGCUCCGGAAUGGGCCAGGGCAAGUUUGGUUACAUCACCGGCGACGAGGGCAAGCCUCGCAACGGAGAGCUCACCACCUGGGCCAUCGACGAGAACGACAACCUGAGCCUCAACGGCGCCGGCUGGCUCGCGUGCCCCAACAGCAUCGACGGCGCCUGGAGCGUCUGGGUCAACGCCGGCAACGACAAGCCCGGCUACAACGAGGGCUGCCUGGGCUUCUCCGCCCGCACUGUCCCCCUGGAUGACACUUACGCGGUCAAGUGCGACUACACCAAGGAGCGAUAG
This is a messenger RNA of Clonostachys rhizophaga, 579 nucleotides long. The record is from the annotation of a GenBank genome assembly. Lineage: Eukaryota; Fungi; Ascomycota; Sordariomycetes; Hypocreales; Bionectriaceae.